Messenger RNA from Rhopalosiphum padi (bird cherry-oat aphid), 5167 nucleotides. RefSeq lists its product as uncharacterized. The transcript has 14 exons. The record is from RefSeq and is a predicted model, not a curated record. Gene Ontology annotation, biological process: proteolysis. NCBI's taxonomy places the organism in Eukaryota, Metazoa, Arthropoda, Insecta, Hemiptera, Aphididae. Gene Ontology annotation, molecular function: serine-type endopeptidase activity. The coding region runs from base 1818 to 3662 and encodes 614 amino acids.
GGUUAUUAUUUGAAAAUCAGAAGUUUGUAUUUCUAUAGAAAACUCUUUAUAAGUAGUAAAUGAUAAUAUUUUAAAAAUUUGAAAAAGUAAUCUUUAAAUGUAUUUGAACAUUUCUAAAAUCAUAUUUUGAAUAACUGCAUUACUGUAGAGAAAAGGAACUGAAGAGUAUGUUUGGUGAAUCACCCUGUAUCUAAGUUCACAAAUACUGCAAUAGAGGAAUGCAUUUUUUCCCACGUGUUUUCGUCUCCAAAGCAAUUAUAUAAUAUACAAUUUUGAUCCAAACCAUCUCGACGCGGAAUAAAUACAUUUACACUGGGGACAUGCACGGCUGGUUUAUCGCAUCGUGUCGUGUCUCGUGUGUACAGGUAUCGUACAUAUCUCGUAUAUAAUUCGUAUAUUGUGGUGUUCGUGUACUGCCAUCACGCCGUGAUGUUUUGAAAUAUUUCGAUUUCGCGUUGUUAUUGGAUUAGUCUGAAAAACGUAUGAAACAAAUAACAAUGUCACGAUGGUUUUAUAUUUUUAUCUUACACCGUUUGGGACAGAUAUGGCUAUAUAUAUGCGUGCGACCAUUCACAAGGGGUUUAGAGUGACAUAAAAUGGCAAAAGGUAUAUACUGUCGUUCCUAUAUUUCACUUUAUGUGGUACGCAAGUAGUUUCGUAGGUACUGUACAAAAAUUUAUUCGGUUUAAGGAAUGUAGAUCGUUCAUUAUAAUUUUCCAAAUAAAAGACAAUUUUUCUAUUUUAUUAGUUCAACAAAUUAAAUCAUUUCCUUUAAUAGCAAUGAAAUAGACACACCAAUUCCUGAACGUGAAAUACAUCUUACAUUAUGUGGAGUGUGGCACGUGGAUGGCGAGGCAAUAGCUCAAUAUUUUUUAUUAAACUAAAAAUAUAUUUGUAGGUACAUAUUAUAAAUUAUAAUAAAUAUCAAUAAAUCUAAAACGACAUAAUUUCAAAAAUAAGCAAUUAGCUAUUUUGGACGAAAUAACUUUCUUAUGAUUGAAAAUUCAGCCGAUCAGUAUACCUCUUAGAGAAUAAGUUUCAGGGGACGCUUCUUAAACGCAACGAGAGGUGUGUGGGGACGAGUCUCCUUUCGCCUCAUACCUCACCACAAAUUUAACCACUGGCACAGGACGGCGCCGUAUACGCAGCGGUGCGCGUACCUAAACAUGUAUUUAUGUAUAAUACAAGGCAAUUUAUUCUUUCGGAUUUUUCGGGCUGCUAACCUCAGUGUUAAACAUAUUAUUAUCAGACCCUCUCGCCGUGAAAUUUUAAUGGAUUUCCGCCCGCGGCGUGGCUGUGCCCGUCUCGUGUGAUAUAUCGGAAGUUGGGACGUUGGGUCGUCAUCGCGUACACGCAAUCCGAUUUAUAUAAAUGGUCUCGUGUCUACCAUCAAUAUUUGGCCGCGUUCUGAGUACGACAUGAAACCCGAUCGAAGAGGGCGUUCUAUUAGCAAAAACAUUCUAGAGUGCAUUAUUAAUUUGUUUCAGUAGAUUAAACGACAGUCACGAACGUCGGACGACCGUAAAAUCAUAACAACUACGCAACGAGCGUGUAUUAUAUAGUUAUCCACACGAUACUGAGAAACAGCAGCAGCAGCAGCAGCAGCAGACCAGCGUUUGCUUAAAUCUUCGGCUGGCAUGGUACGGCGUGUUCCAUACUUCUAUAUGCCGAUGAAUGGGAGCGUGACAGCGCGCGGUGUACUGAUGCAGUGGCCGUCGUAAUUACGACGAUGAGUGAAUAAUAUAGCUUUGGACGCGUCGGGCGAUAUAGUGCACCCGAUUAUCGAGGGGCGGUCACCUUCGUGGGCACUCCGAACCAUGGAAAUCCGCGUAUCAUACGUCGCCGUAGUGUUCACCUGUUGCUGUGGCUGGCUGUCCAGCGUACGAGGCCACGCGAUUGACUUUAAAACCAUGCCCAUGACCCUACUGAAUGCCACCAAUUUCAUUAUGCGACACCAGAAGUAUUUGCUGCAAGACGACGAACGCGCGACUGACAUACAGGAAUCGAGUAACGAAGUGAACAUGAAUAUUGAUGAGAACGUAGACGGCUUUGUUAACAGCCCUUUAGUUUUAACUACUGAAGUGUGCAACCCGAGAAAAUGUCAAGCCGGUAAAAUGGAAGGAGUGUGUAUUAGCGGCGAAUCGUGUUUCAAACACGGUGGUCAGACCGGAAACCCUUGCAACGGAUCGAGUAAUCUGAUUUGUUGCACAUUUAUACUUACGUGCGGUGACGUCUCCAGUCAAAAAGUGACGUACCUGCAGUCCCCUGACAAUUUAAAAAUGGAUACGGGCAGUUUGGCAUGUGAUUAUGACGUAAUGGUUCAAAAGGAUACGUGUGCCGUCCGUGUGGAUUAUGAAAAAGUGAAUCUCGCCAGCAAGAUAGGAGGAGUAUGUGACAUAGAUCAAGUUUACAUUUUGAAUUCCAACGAUGGACCAACGACGGGUCAGUGUGGGGCAUUGACUGGUUACAGCACUGUCGUUGCUGUGAAACCUAACCAAGAAAAACCUUUGAAAAUAGCAAUGGUUGUUCAGAGUGAACCGACCGAAUAUUGGCUGAUCAAAGUGUCGCAAAUAGGUUGUUCCGAAAUAAAACCACUCAAAGAAUCACCCGACUGCGGUCUGAGAUCCGUCCAACAAAUGAACGACGACAACUUCGACGAUCAAUCACCGCACCUGACGCCGUCAUUAGAGCCCGGACGUUGCGGCGGCAGUGGUGGUAGUGGCGGUACUAGUGACAAGGGUAUCAGUGGUGGCAAUGGCGUCGGUGGCAGCGACGGUGCCGGCAACGCUAUGAGCCAACGGCUUAAGCGUCGCUCUGCGGUCCGUGGCGGCGUGCACGAGGUCCUACAACCGUGGCGAAUGAGCCGGUCUGGACGUCACUUCGGGUCAGCUAGAGAACGGUUGCACACCGUGCGGCGCGAAGAAUUCAGGGACGGCGACAACCGGAGGAUUAUUGGCAGCGACGAGGCGGACAUUGGCGAGCACACCUGGCAAGUGGCCAUCGCCUUGGACGGGGUGUUCUUCUGCGGUGGUGCGUUGAUCGCCGAUCGAUUCGUCAUCACCGCUGCCCACUGUGUCAUGACACGUGACACGCCGAUGGACAACUUGAUGGUGCACCUGGGCGACUACGAUUUGACUGCGGAAAACGAAACCGAACACCAGGCUCGGAAAGUGUCUCGCGUGCUGUUCCACUCUCAUUUCCAUCCGUUCUUAUUGGCUAACGAUAUAGCGCUGUUACAGCUCGACCAGCCCGUCGCCGCUAGCGACACCGUUCGGCCCGUGUGUUUGCCGUCCACCGACGGCGAGUCGUAUGUGGGCCAAAAAGGCACUGUCGUGGGAUGGGGGAUCACUGCGUUCCCGGCGGGCGAUCCGAGCCCCACGUUGCAGAAACUCUCCGUGGAAGUCCUGUCAAACUUCCAGUGUUCCCGCGUCAUCGACGAUCAUGUAGGUCUGGGCAUGCUGUGCGCCGCUGCGCCAUCGUUGCAGGGGACGUGUUUCGGUGACAGCGGUGGCCCCCUGACCGUGGAACGGGACACCGGAAGAAACGUUUUGAUCGGCCUGGUGAGUUAUGGCGUGACGGGCUGCGCGGUCAAGCCCGCUUUUCCCGACUUGUACACCAGAAUAUCCGAGUACGCCAAAUGGAUUGACGUCAGCACCUCGUAGUAAUAAUAAUACUAAUGAAUAAUGAUAAUAAUAAGAUAAUUAUAAUGUAGUACACAGUCGUCGAGCACACAGUUUCAUAUAUUUUAUAAUAUUAUAUUCAUAACGAUAAAACACCUGUUCGAUAGGCGGUGACAUGAUAACAAUAUUAUUAUAUUACCUCGACACAGACUAAGAACACACUGUAGUCACCAUACCUAUAUGCAUAUUUUGUUUAUGAUAUUAUUAUUACAAUUCAUGAGAACCUUUCAUAUUAUAUACGUAUAAUAUAUGAACUAUAAUAUACCAGUCAUCGCUUACACCGUCCUUUGCCCUAUAUGUAUAAUGUAUAUUGUAUGAUUUAUUAUUUCUGCCCAGACGUGCACAUGUGCCGCCGCGAUCUCGACGGCAGAAAUAAUUUGUUUAUUAGCAUAAUUAUUAUUAUUUUUGAUCCCAAUUUCAAAAACAGACGUAACAAAUUGCGUGUUAUGCUUGUGCUUAAAUUAAAAUAACACACAAGUUCCUAAUCCUAAUGGCCAGUGAGAAAUACCUCAUCACCAGUUGCAAUGUACAACUUGCGCCACUUGUGGUGUUAAUCUAAUAGUAAAACACAUAACAACAGAAUGCUAUCCAAUUCAUCAACAACCACAAAAAAUAUAACAUUCCACCCAACAUUGAACGAACCAUUAGGCUCCGACACAAUUAACGGCUGCAUACAAACUGAGUCCCAAUAAAACCUUUUAGAAAGAAUUGAGUCCCGGGUUGUUUGAGGGUAUGUACUAAUUGAGUCCAUGUUUUCAUACUAACCGAGUCUCGUUAAACUUUAAAAAAUUAUUUUCCUUCUAUUUUUACUGAUUUAAAAAUUGUUUUUUUUUAAUAUUCUAUUAUUCAAAAAUAUGCAAAAUUUAAACCUUAAAUAAUAUUUAUGUAAUCACUAUAUAAUUGUAAAACCUUUCCGCCAUUCUACCUAUAUCUUAAAAGUAAUACACUUUGUUGUUGAUAAUCUUUUAAGUUCAUUAAAAACACAUAUAUAUUAUAUAUAAUAUAUAAUAAUUUAUAUCAUAAUAAAUAUACUAUACAUGAACGCGUAGAACCGUAUCAAUAAUAAGUUUGUGUUGUAACAAUGUCUUACACAUUAAUAUUAAAUUCGAAAAUUGUACCUAUACGGAAAUACUAGAUACAGAGUUCCAUGAUGAAAUUACACUGUGAACUCGUGAUGUGUGAACAUAAUAUUAACAGCAAAGUUUGACAGCUUGCAAUAUUUUUCAAAGUCGUAAGUCUAUAUACAUCAUUAUUUUGGAGCUUAAUAAAAUAACAUUGUAUCGAACAUAUUAUUACCUAUAUAUCAUAUAUUAUUAUGGAUGUUUUAAAUUGUAUGAGUAAAAUCAAUACAUUUUCCUGUUAAUUUUGUAUUUACCGUUCAAUUAAUUAUAUUAAGUAGAUACCUAUAACUAUUUGAUUAAUUUAACCAUUUUAGAUUUAAAUUAUAAAUUGUAUUUAGAAUCGUUUUUAUUUUGUUUAAUUAUUUA